CCGGAAGUGACGCAAACCCGCGACGCCAGCGCUCGCCGUCCGCUGCUGCUGGAGUCAGAUUCGGUAGCUCCGGAGACGGCGGGCUUUCCCGGAUGGUUGCAGCGAAGGGAUCAUGACGGGGAAGAAAUCUUCCCGGGAGAAGCGGCGCAAACGAAGCGGCCAGGAUGCGUCCGCGGCACUCGCAGCCCCGGACCUCGUACCGGUCCUUGCCAGCAGCGGCAGUGGAAGCACCAGCGGCUGCGGGAGCACCAGCGGUUGCGGGAGCGUCAGCUGCUGCGGCAACGCCAGCUUCAGUGGAAGUGUCACCGGCGCCGGGAGCGGAGGCAGCUGCUGGGGCACGAGCGGCGCGGAUCGUGGCGAGCGCCGGAAACGGAGAAGCACCGACUCUUCUUCCAGUGUCUCCGGCUCUCUGCAGCAGGAAACCAAGUAUCUUUUGCCAACUUUGGAAAAAGAAUUAUUCUUGGCAGAGCACAGUGACCUUGAAGAAGGUGGACUGGAUCUGACUGUGUCAUUAAAACCAGUUAGUUUCUAUAUAUCAGACAAAAAAGAAAUGCUCCAGCAAUGUUUUUGCAUUAUAGGAGAGAAGAAGUUACAGAAGAUGCUUCCUGAUGUGUUAAAGAACUGUUCAAUAGAAGAAAUUAAAAAACUAUGCCAAGAACAAUUAGAACUCCUGUCUGAAAAAAAAAUCUUGAAGAUUCUUGAGGGUGACAAUGGUAUGGACUCUGAUAUGGAAGAAGAGGCAGAUGAUGGCUCUAAGAUGGGAUCUGAUUUAGUCAGUCAACAGGACACCUGUAUAGAUUCUACUUCAUCUCUGAGAGAGAACAAACAAUCUGAAGGUUUGGAAUUAAAACAAGGCAAAGGGGAAGAUAGUGAUGUACUCAGUAUAAAUGCAGAUGCUUAUGACAGCGACAUAGAAGGCCCGUGCAACGAAGAAGCAGCUGCUCCUGAGGCCACAGAAAAUACAGUCCAGAGUGAAGCUGGUCAGAUAGAUGACCUGGAAAAAGAUAUUGAAAAAAGUGUGAAUGAGAUUCUGGGACUGGCAGAGUCUAGCCCAAAGGAACCCAAAGCAGCCACCCUGACUGUUCCUCCACCAGAAGAUGUUCAGCCUUCAGCACAGCAACUAGAACUGCUAGAACUUGAGAUGAGGGCAAGAGCAAUUAAAGCCCUAAUGAAAGCUGGUGAUAUAAAAAAACCAGCCUAGUUAUUUAACUUGAGUUUGAAUUUUAGGUGUGUUUGAUGAAGCCACAUCCUAUAAUUUUGUAUCUAAAGUUUAUUUGGGGUCUUAUGUGGUAUUUCUUAUGUAACCCUAUUAGGUAAACUCAUCCUAGGCCUAAAAUACUUAUUGUUUUUGUUUUGUUUUUUUAAACUUUUAUAUUAUAGAUGUGUGUUUGAAUUCAUGGCACAUACGAAUGCUAUUUUAGAUGAAUAGCUAUGUUUGCAAAUACUAUCUUCAAAGCCAUUAGGGAACAGUCAUGGUAUUUUUUUUCUUUGUUUUUAAAUGUUUGGCAACAGACCCAAAAGCUUUAAGAAGGAUUGACCAAGCAUGUUUCUCUUAAGACGACUUCUAUUUUGCAAUAAAUAUUAAAAUUUUUGCUUCUAGAUUUGUUAAUGGUUUAAGAAAUUUUGUUUUGUGUAUAUGUAAUUUUAAAAUAUUUACUGUUUUGAAGAUGCCAUCUGUGAAUAUGGAUUUCCUGGUUAAAACUGAGUAGUAGUUUUUGUUGUAAGGCUUAGAGAUCUGCUCUUUAUGACUGAGUAAAACUUUUUUU
Messenger RNA from Ictidomys tridecemlineatus (thirteen-lined ground squirrel), 1766 nucleotides. RefSeq names its product caspase activity and apoptosis inhibitor 1 (gene Caap1). Gene Ontology annotation, biological process: regulation of apoptotic process. The record is from RefSeq and is a predicted model, not a curated record. Lineage: Eukaryota; Metazoa; Chordata; Mammalia; Rodentia; Sciuridae.